GCUUCCCUUCUGGUAGCUGGUAGAAAUAUAGCACACAAGCCAGAGGAAUCUUCUAAGAGACCGACUGCUUAUCGGGAAUUUACAGAAAUCUAGAAAGAUCUGCGCUGGCCGCCCGCUCAUCGAUACCGGCACGGUUCGUCCUUACCUGACCGCCGUCAUUACCCUCGGACCUGGAAGCGGCAGUGGACGAGGUGCAUUUCUCCCAGGAUGUCUAGUGUCACGCAGAUACCCGAACUGGCUCCCUUGUCAGAUCCGCUAUCACUAGCCAGGAUCUCGGUCCUCCUUGUCCCCGUCGGAGACAUUUCAAGGGCUACCUGGGACAAGUGGACUUUUCAGAUUCGUCGCUUUACCGAGCUCAGGUUGAACGAUGUACCAGGCACAAGCGGAGGUCCAGCAUCGAAGGGAGACAAGGCUCGCUUUCUGCCACCCUCUUCCCCGCCGCCCAGCACUCAUGUACACCUAUCGUUCACAACGGUUCCCCCGACAAACGAUCUAUCGCCCUUAUCACUGCUUCAGAUAUCAGCCUUCCCUCUAGCUGUAAUUGGCGUGUCAGAUCUGUCAGAUACCAGGACGAAUCACAAUCAAAAGAUCGGCCAGUUUCAGAGGGUCUUGAACGAUUUGCACGUCAAUCAUGCCAAUGGCAUGAUAUAUCCACUGGCCAGACGUUGCUUUGGAGUGGAAGAAGACGUUUCUGCCUUUCCUCUUGGAUCGACACCUAAAGCUGGCAAUUUUCCAAAGCAAAACAAGUCGACGCCGAACCUGCCUGAUUCGUCUUCUAGCACACCCAGGCGGGUCGAACAGUCUGCUACUUUCGAGGGGAUGGUCGAGAUCGACGCAUCAGACGGCUCGAACGUUCAACGCCCAAAGUCCCAGAUGGCAGACCAUGAUGCCAAAAUGUACGACAGGAAGGGCCACGAGGAGAAAAUGGUGGUCAUUCCAAAGGACGGCAAUGUCGAGAUCGUGUUGGGGAUGUUGAUGGCGGACUUGAUCGCCAGCGUCUUGACAGAGUUUGGAGAUAUGAUCUCGACACUAGAGAAGCCUACCGGAACUCAGACCCUGCAGGCUUCGAUGCUGCCUAUCUUGACCGUCAAAGGUAUCUCACGGCCGACAUUCACGACCCCCUCCAACGCCUCGGCGGGUGAAUCGAUACCUCGGCCAAGAUCAUCCAACUACUCCCUGAUCUCGGUGUCCAACACUGCCAAUCCAACGACCCCUACAUCCUCCUUCCCUUCACGGCCUUCUUCAGCUACAGGAUACACCAUCCCAGGGAUAAGUGGCUCGAACAGCAUGCCCACCUUGCCAGAGCACUCGGACCGCUUGUCGGCGCGCCCGCAGUCUGUAAUCGGGACAACAACUUUUGGAGGCGAUGCUGCUCUGCGGGGGUUUGGUAACGUGCCUGGUCCAACUCCAGCUAGACCCGACUCCAAGAACAGCGGCAACGCUACCAAAAGAGCCAGUACAGGCUUUAGCUUAAGUACGAGUAUGGGACGGGUCAUGAGUGGAUCUAAGCAUAGCAGUAGCCCAACAGAAGUGAGCUCCAGCACAAGCCCUAUUGCAGGUGCCAGCUCAAACACCUCUGCAAGCUCUGGUGUCGGCCGAUUGAGAAAGGUUACUGCCGAUUUAUGGCUGCUGAGCGGAAGGCUGCAAGAGGCCAUCACAAGCUAUCACGAAUGCAUCUCCACCUUCAAAAGCCACAACGACAGCAUCUGGCACGCAUCCGCCUGUGAAGGAUUAGCCACCGCAACCUUGUUAGAGGCCUGGGAAACACGCGACCCGGAGCACGGGAACGUACCGUUACUUACAUCGCCAGUCUUGUCCGGGGCCCAUGAUUACAUGACUCAGGCAUUGGGUCUUUACGGUAGAUCAUCUUGCCCCCCCGAAUCCUUGUUUCCCCACGGUGCGGAAUCUGGUGAAGGCGUGAUGGCCAGACUCUAUACGCUUUGUGCACUGCGAACAGCGCGUUUGCUCCUUCACGCCUGGGCAGCUGGCGGAUUUGGCGCGGCUUCACUCCAAUCGCUCGUGUCGGGACGACUGCCAAGAAGCUAUCCUCCGAUGGAUUACGCUCAUCGCCGAAGGGUCUUCCUGAAGUUGACGACAAUGUCCAAAAUCAGUCGAUCGCUUGUCACUCGGACGGCCAUAGCGGCUCAUGGGCCUUGGAUCCGAUGUUUACCAGAAGAUGUCCAGUUGGACAUACUUGUAGAGCUGGCGAAUUUUCAGCGUAUUCUGGGUCUGGAUCGAAGAGAGAUGAUCUUCGACCGAGAGCUGUCGGGAUCAGGCGUCACGGCCAUCAUGAAGGCUCGAACCGGUCAGGCUCAGACGGAGGCAGUAACCAAAAGGCGCAGGAACAGCGAUGCCUCUAUACUAAGCCAAGAAUCAACAGCGUCUACUGAACUCGACGAUCGAAGCAUGCUUUCCGCCCGAAAUACUGGCGUUCCACCUCAUACCUCAUCCAGUAGCGGCGGAUUCAUUGCGUCGAAGCGCCCAGAUUCGGAGGAAGGCACCGAUGCGAUCAUAUAUCUGCUUCAUCGUACGCUUGACAUUCUUGGUCUGGACCUAGACUUGCUCUAUGACACUCCUGGAACUAUUACUCCAUCAAACUCGUCCUAUGGCUGGCCAGAGCUUCAAGUCGAGGUCGUUCGUGAUGCAGUGACUGCAGUCGAAGCGCUACCUGAUCACCUUAGCAUCAUGCGUUUUGCUGCCGUUGCUCUGAGAACAAUGUCGAUGCAUCUGGCACCUCACUCUCAGCUAUACUUGUAUCAGGCUUAUGCCAGGGCUUGGAGUACAGCACAGCGGCGGGCGAUCACGCUUCCAUCCAGGCAAUGGUGGAUUCCGGACGGUCUGGUUGUGAGCUUGGACAUGACACCGAUCCCCCUUAACAAGAUCCCUUAUGAACAAACUCUGGCUACCGCGACAGCCAAAGAUCAACGUCUUGAUCCGUUCUUGUACAACCCUCGGGCCAAGACAUCUGCCGGCGGAAAACUAAUAUUCGUUCAGAACGAGGCGAUAGAGUGCAUCGUUACCUUGGCGAAUCCCUUCAGCUUUGACAUCGAACUUCAGGACGUUGCGCUCGCAACUACGGGAGUCCCAACGAACUGUCCUGCUCUGCCAUUGGUCUUGAUGGCAGAUAAUGUUGUGCGCGUCCCAUUGCUGGCGGUGGCCACCGAAGCAGGAGAACUCGCACUGCAGGGAAUACGGAUUAGACUACCCGACGGGCAAGAGGAAAUCCUGACACUGCCCCAUGCGUCAAUACCGGGGCUCGCGCCGGCUCCGGCGAAACCGCGAUUGGCGUACAAAUCGAUAGCGGCAGCGAAUUUACGUCCUAGCUUGCAGCGCAUGGAUAAUGCGGGACAUUCGCAGGCUAAUCGCACUAGCGGUCCUAUCCUCUGCCAGAUCAUCCCUGCUCAGCCUCUCAUGUGGAUCCGAGGCACCAAUCUGAAUCAUGGCUCACUGAUUACAUUAGAUGGCGAAAUGUUCACAAUACGUCUCGUCAUUGAGAACGCCUCAUCGCAAACGAUCGAUUUCCUCAAGCUCACAUUUACUGAUACGCUGGCGGAAGAAAGCGAACGUCUGCUCAACGAGGCUGGCCUUGACCUUGUUCAAACCCAUGCGAUCGAGACCGAGCUGCAGCAACGACCUGUCUUGCUCUGGGAACAAGCCGAUCAGCCUGUUCAUAUCCCGCCAGGUGCGCAACAAACCGUCGCAAUCCGGUACUUGGGCAAAUUCGGAUGCGAACAUGCCAUUAUCCGUAUGGACUAUGGUAAUAUCGCCAUAGCACAAAGGAAUGAGAAUGCUAGUUUCUAUUCGCGACGCAUUACGUUACCGAUCAUCACUACUGUUCAGCAAACACUUCGCUGCCGUUCUCUGGAUAUUCAACACGUCGAUCAAUUCGACGUUUCCCUGUCGGCGACACCUUCACUCACUCCGGGGCAGUCACAACGCUCGCGGAUCGCAUCGGCCCGAAUGACACCCAGGCAUCAAAGCUCGUUCCGAAACGACCGGGCGUCCCAAGAUCAUUUGCAAAACGCCUUGUCAAGUGCCUGCAAUCAACCGGAUUUCUGCAUUGCGUCCGCCUUGUUCACGAAUCCUUCGGAUCAAGCGCUCGAAGUCUGUCUGGAACGAAGACGAGAAGGAGACGAAACCUUGAAUAUCGAGCCUUUACUGGUAAGAAGGCUUCUUGCCGCUGGAGCGAGUGCAAGAGUGUUCUUCCCUGUGCGACGCUGCGCGAUGUCUCGAGAAGAGGCCAGUAGGCCAAUCCCUCAAUCCAACGCUAGGCAGUUCGUUGUCAACAAAAAGGUCGUCACGGAAACGGAGAACAUGCGCUUCUGGCUGAAGGAAGAUCUACUCAAAUCAUUCCGUGCAUGGUGGACUCUUCCUGGGUCGAAUCGAUCAGGGGAACUUGGCUUCCGCCACCUUGAGAUAGACUCAAGAGCUACCGAAGCAUACAGGCAAGAGUCGCUGUCAAUUGAGAUCGACGUGGAUAGCAAUGAUGAUGUCCGGAAGGGCGUAUCAGCUAAUGAACCGACCAAGCUACGCUUGAGCGUCAAGAUGCAUUCACCAGAAGGUCAGUAGUAUAGGUCAUCUACCAUUCGUUUCGCUAGCUUAACCGAUACGUUGCACGAAGGCGUCGCAGACGAAUACAAAGCAACGUACACUAUCAGUGUACAGCCAUACACGUUAGACAGGACCGCUAAUCAGCAGUCAGCCUACAUGGAGGUUGACGCCCUUUCACGAAACUUCAUCCACGAAGGAAAAUUGAGAGGGUUCCUUGCUUUGCACAAGGGCUUCGGCAGCGUCGAUGUACGAUCGACUUUCUUGUCUAGAGGCCUUUACGAGCUUGAUGCAACAGUGGUCUUGGACGACGAGCACGACCUGGCUGGCACACCGGCCUUACGAAAACAGACCACACGAAUCGUACGAAUUAUAUAACGAAUCAUGUAUCCAUGUCCAUAGCAGAUCUGUUAGUCUAGUCUAAUUCCAUGAACGCUCUCAGGCC
This is a messenger RNA of Filobasidium floriforme, 4993 nucleotides long. RefSeq names its product transport protein Trs120 or TRAPPC9 TRAPP II complex subunit-domain-containing protein. The transcript is spliced from 12 exons. The coding region runs from base 208 to 4569 and encodes 1453 amino acids. The record is from RefSeq and is a predicted model, not a curated record. Gene Ontology annotation, cellular component: trans-Golgi network. NCBI's taxonomy places the organism in Eukaryota, Fungi, Basidiomycota, Tremellomycetes, Filobasidiales, Filobasidiaceae.